Symbiodinium sp. CCMP2592 is the source of this 1029-nucleotide messenger RNA. Lineage: Eukaryota; Dinophyceae; Suessiales; Symbiodiniaceae. The record is from the annotation of a GenBank genome assembly.
AUGCUUUUGAGGGACAUGAGUGAAUCCACAGUUCUGCGAGCGGAAGUGAGAACAGGCGCAUCAGUCAAUGCUUGCAUGAAAGAGUUUGCGAACAAUGCUUUAGCUGAGCUGAGAGCACCAGCUGCAGACGGUGACGGUGGCCAUGACCAUGCAGAUCGGGAUGAUGCGCAUGUAUCUGACGUUGACCUUGCUGACAUAUCUUAUGGCGGCAAAUGGAAUCUUGUUUUCAUCAGCGUGCGAGCUGACGCAACAAACAGCAAUAUCUGGAGACGUGAGAAGCUUCACGUUUGUGAAGCUCAGAUGGGCUUAGUUUGCAAACCUGUGAAAUCAUAUCCUCUUCAUGCUGAAGACUUUCUCCACACCAAGCGCUGCCUGCGUCAGCCUCAGCACCGGUCAGACCUCCAGGUUGUGUCUGGAAGUACAGCCGAGCAUUGCGCUGGGAUCAUGCAAAAGCAGUUGAACUCGAUUGGCGUGCCAUCGGUUGCUGAUCUUCUAGCGGAUAUGGACACGGAGAAGUCCGUGAUUGCCUACUUGGACACCACUGACAGAGGAACUGACCAGACGGCACGCAAGAAGCGGACUGCGUGCAGCGUGGGGUCAGUCGACAACCUGGUGUACAUUGCGUCCGAUUGUUACCUACACGUUUUCCACUCGGCGGUCCGCAGCGGCUUGGUGUUGACAGACUCACUCAUUAGUGAAUGUUUCAGCAAGGAGGUGCUGGGUGGCUUCGACAAGUACUACGCGAGCCUAGCCAAGCUUGUGAAUGUCUGGAGGGAAAAAGCAAGUCAGGUGAUGAAAGCGUGGGAUGAUCAUCACGGCUCCAAAGACGCUGAUACGAGGGCUCUUGGAUCACGGUAUCCGCUGAGUGUAUCCAGCGGGCGUUGGGGAUCGGUGGAAAAUGCUGAGGAAUUUUUGAUCGAGAGAGGACGUCCAUUGCUUGAACCUUGCAUUCUUCAAGCGCUAUCCAGCGCCAUGAAAGCUGAUGUUGGUGCACUCGCUGCUGAUGCUCCUGCCGAUGCCAGUUUCUAG